CACCACCCUGUUGCACAUCCCCACACACCAGCAGAGGAAACUUAUAACCCCGCCAGGCAAGGCACUCCCUUCACAGCAGUUCUGGGCUUCCAGGCAGCAAGAGGACCAGAGAGCCAGCUCCUUCCACAGCAGACUUCUUUCUGCCCACGAUUUUCUCUGCAUUUGAGACACUUCUGCAGUGAGAAGCCAAGAUGUUGGUACUACUGGCCGGUAUUUUUGUUGUCCACAUUGCCACUGUAGUCAUGCUCUUUGUCUCCACCAUUGCUAACGUCUGGAUGGCUGGCAGGAUCAAUAGCCUUACAAAUUCAUCAGGGCUCUGGCUAGAGUGUUUGAAUGGGCAAUGCACAGACCUUAAUUUUUCAGAUGACGACUUAUCUGCGCUCAAGGCGGUCCAGGCCUUCAUGAUCCUAGCCAUCAUCUUUUCCUUUGUCUCCCUGGUCAUGUUUGUGGUGCAGCUUUUUACAAUGGAGAAAGGAAAACGCUUCUACAUCACAGGAGCCAUCAUGCUGGUUUGCUGGCUGUUCAUUUUGAUCUCUGUCUCCAUCUACACAGCCCGGUUCCCGCAAUACUUCAAAGCAGAGCAAGACCAUCAUGGCUACUCCUUCAUUCUAGCCUGGAUCUGCUUCUGCUUCAGUUUCAUCAUUGGGGUUCUGUACCUUGUGCUCAGAAAGAAAUGAGGGCUAGGAGGAAGAAGUUGGGAGGGAAGAUUGGAAACCUGGGGGGCUUGAGGGAGGGAUGUGAAGUCACUUUGCUAUGAGGACUCUUUGCCCAAAGAAAGGAAUAAUUCAUUGCUCACCUAACAUGCCCAAUCACAGAAAUGAAUCCACCAAAGGAAAAGAAGCCACUGCAGAGACUCUCCACAUUGAUACUGGGACCAUGAAGAUGCUUGAAGGACCUCCAGCAUAGCCAAAUGGCGGUCUCUUUUCUCACCAAAUUAUGCGUGCAUUCCAUCUUAAAGUACCUUCAUUUCCUGCCUCACUGACUGAAGAACAUCUAGAAAAGAGCUGGUCCCUUCAGCUUUCUUCCCCACGUCUUCAGCAGCGACGAUCCAUCUCCCAUGAGCUCUGCUGUGGCCAUUCCCAGUUUGAGUGAGCUUAGACCAAAUGGCAGGGUUAAAACAAACAUACUGUUUGAUAUUUCCCGCACCAUUUCCUUUCCUUCUUCAGGUAGGAAUGGUGCUAUACUGUUGAACAGAUGAGAGGGGAAAUAACCAGCAGGGAAUGAAAGAGAGAGAGAGAAUGUGGGUGGCAGAGGGUGGGAUUGGGAGGGACAAGGCAAUUAAGUGCCCUUAAUUACUCAAGAGUAGAGUUCUUAAGACUCAGAUGAGUGUUUGACACAACUGCACUGUGAAGACCUCAUGGAGUUCUCAUGGAGUCAUUGAACUGCUAGGCAUGUGGCAGAGGCGCUCUUUCACGGCCAAAGUCCAGGACCUCCACAACCCCUGGGAGCCCCCAAAUCCUUUUUAGUCUGUCCCAGUUGGUGUGGUCACCAUUUGGAGCAUGAUGCUUAAUUUGCAGGGGAGGGGAGCCUUCCAAAUGCCUUUAGAUCCAGGCUCAAAAAUUACCUAGGUGCACCUCUGGCCUGUAGUGUAUGUAAUCUACAUACAAUCAGAUGGAAAGGACUGUUUCUUGCCAGGUGAUUGAGGCCUUCAGCUUCAUGGGAUCUCGCCUCUCACUACCAAAUUGGAUUUUUUAUUUUUAUUUUUACAAUUACCUGUAGUAAGAAAUAAUUCUAUUCCGCUGUGGCAUAGAAUAGGAUUGGGAGUUUUGUUUUUAGAAUAAAGGUUUUAAUAAUGAGGUUCGCAUUAAUACUAUAUGUCCCUUAGAUGGAAAGGCUUAACAUCCAGAAGAAGUGUUGCCUAUGGGUUAGAGCAGAGCACCUGAUUCAGGGUUCUGCUCAGCAGGAUGACCAUAUGCGAGUACCUUCAUUUUUUUCCUGUUUCGCUCCAUUACUUUCCCCCCUCCCCAUGCCAUCAUCUCAUAUAUUUCAUCUCCCAGAAGGUGAAAAGAACUCACCUAAUUAAAUUUUGCAAGUAGAGAUCCAAGCAGGAAAUGUCUGCAUGGAAAUGGAAAGAAUUAUGAUGUCAUAGUUACUGUCGGCAUCAGGAUUUUCAGUCCUGCCAUUGAGAUCUGUCGAAAUAACCAGUGGAAAUUAUGAACGGCAAGAGGCUGACGCUCCCUGAUGCUCACACACACACUCAUGUGAAACGGGGGGACAAAUUCAGGGCUGCAAGAUUAGAAUGAACAGUAUUCUCUUUCUUUCUCGCUUUAUUACAUUCUUUUGACAUGUACACUUCUGUAAUUUGGUGGCUAUGUCCUUGUAUUGUACUUGCCAUUUCUCAAAGUCUGUUUCAUAUGCAGUCAUUGUAAAUAUUUUGAUACAAGUUUUCCUAACUGUAGGUGUAUUAAGAAAUACAAUCCAAUUCCCUAUAUCAUGCACAAGA
Molecule: messenger RNA, 2443 nt
Organism: Hemicordylus capensis (graceful crag lizard)
Lineage: Eukaryota; Metazoa; Chordata; Lepidosauria; Squamata; Cordylidae
Gene: EMP1
Product: epithelial membrane protein 1
Exons: 5
Coding region: 192-677 (161 amino acids)
Cellular component (GO): plasma membrane
Source: RefSeq, a predicted model, not a curated record